Molecule: messenger RNA, 3017 nt
Organism: Mesocricetus auratus (golden hamster)
Lineage: Eukaryota; Metazoa; Chordata; Mammalia; Rodentia; Cricetidae
Gene: Galnt12
Product: polypeptide N-acetylgalactosaminyltransferase 12
Exons: 10
Coding region: 43-1791 (582 amino acids)
Cellular component (GO): Golgi apparatus
Source: RefSeq, a predicted model, not a curated record
CGGUCGAGGCCGCGGGGCUCCUCGGGCGCAGCUAGCGUGUGCAUGUUGGGGCGUGCGGUCCGGAGGCGCUGCCCGCGGGGGCUGCGGCGCGGCCGGGAGGCGCUGCUGGCGCUCUUGGCGCUAGCUGGGCUGGGUGCGGUGCUGCGGGCUCGAAGCGGGUCUGGGACGGUGGAGACCCGGGCCACCGUGCACCCGGUGACUCCGCGCACUCCACGCCUCGGGCGUCGCGAGCCAGUGCUUUCCAGGCCGCCGCUGGCCGCCAAUGCGCUGGGCGCGCAGGGGGAGGCAGUGCGGCUGCAGCUGCAGGGCGAGGAGCUGCGUCUGCAGGAGGAGAGCGUGAAACUGCACCAAAUCAACAUCUACCUGAGCGACCGCAUCUCGCUGCACCGACGUCUCCCGGAGCGCUGGAACCCUCUGUGCAGAGAGGAGAAGUACGAUUAUGAGAAUUUGCCCAAGACGUCCGUCAUCAUAGCCUUUUAUAAUGAAGCCUGGUCAACACUCCUUCGAACAGUUUACAGUGUCCUUGAGACGUCCCCUGACAUCCUGCUGGAGGAGGUUAUUCUCGUAGAUGACUACAGCGACAGAGAGCACCUGAAGGAGCGCUUGGCUAAUGAACUGUCGCGGCUGCCCAAGGUGCGCCUGAUCCGGGCCAGCAAGAGAGAGGGCCUAGUGCGAGCACGGCUGCUGGGAGCCUCCGUGGCCAAGGGUGAAGUGCUGACCUUCCUGGACUGUCACUGUGAAUGCCAUGAGGGGUGGCUGGAGCCUUUGCUGAGGAGGAUCCACGAGAAGGAGUCUGCAGUGGUGUGCCCCGUGAUUGAUGUCAUCGACUGGAACACCUUUGAGUACCUGGGCAACUCCGGGGAGCCCCAGAUUGGAGGUUUUGACUGGCGGCUGGUAUUCACGUGGCAUGUGGUUCCCCAGAGAGAGCGGGAGCUGAUGAGGUCCCCUAUUGAUGUCAUCAGGUCUCCAACAAUGGCCGGGGGACUGUUUGCUGUGAGUAAGAGAUAUUUUGAAUAUCUGGGGUCUUAUGAUACAGGAAUGGAAGUCUGGGGAGGAGAAAACCUCGAAUUCUCCUUUAGGAUCUGGCAGUGUGGUGGCACUCUGGAGACACACCCCUGCUCCCACGUCGGCCAUGUUUUCCCUAAGCAAGCUCCCUAUUCGCGCAGCAAGGCCCUGGCCAACAGCGUUCGCGCUGCUGAAGUGUGGAUGGAUGAAUUUAAAGAACUCUACUACCACCGCAACCCCCGAGCCCGCCUGGAACCCUUUGGGGACGUGACAGAGAGGAAGAAGCUUCGGACCAAGCUCCAGUGUAAAGACUUCCGGUGGUUCCUGGAGACAGUGUACCCAGAACUUCAUGUGCCAGAGGACAGGCCCGGCUUCUUCGGGAUGUUCCAGAACAAAGGACUCAGAGGGUACUGCCUUGACUACAACCCUCCUAAUGAAAACCAAAUCGAUGGCCACCAAGUCCUUUUGUACCUCUGCCAUGGGAUGGGGCAGAACCAGUUUUUCGAGUAUACAUCCCAGAAAGAAAUACGCUACAACACCCGCCAGCCUGAGGCCUGCAUAGCUGUGGAGGAAGGGAAGGAUGUUCUUAUCAUGCAUCUCUGCAGAGACACCGUCCCGGAGAAUCAGGAGUUCAUCCUGCACGAGGACGGCACUUUAGUUCACAAGCAGACCAGGAAAUGCGUGAAAGCCACGAAGAAGGAGCUCGGCCACGGCUUUGCACCACUCUUAGGGGAGUGCACCAACUCAGAUAGCGAGAGAUGGUUCUUCAAGGAACACGUGUCAUAGUGCAUCCCUUGUCAAGGAAGGAGCCCAUCAUGGCACGGACUCUGCGCCAGUGAGGUGGAGGAAGCUCAUGGCUGCCAUUUGUGAAUGUUUGGAUUUCACACGGAUGUGAACAAGCCUUGUUCAGGUUUUAAGAGUGUCUCCCAGAAAUCCUAAGAUGUUACUUUUGGUAUGUGGAAAGGUUAAUUAGGAUUUUUUUCUAUCAAGAUGUGCAUUUCACAAUGGUGCCUUUUAUUCUCACUAGCAAAAGAAAAGGUAAAUAUUUUAUUUUGGUACUUACAAAGACCCCAGGUAUUUAAAUAUUUUAUUUUGGUACUUACAAAGGUCCCAGGUAUUUGCAGAGUACUUUGCACAAACUGAUACCUCAGAUGUCCCAUUAGCAUCUUCUCAGUGGGAUGAGAUGGACAUUAGAAGCCUCAUAUUGAUUCUUCAGGUGUGAGUUAGAUGAGGUGGUCUAGAUUUACAUAAUAAAGAAUGCUUUUUGCUUAAAUGUUGCUAAUACAGUCAAAGCUCUACCACAAUGUCCAUAUUAACCAAAACACACUAACCAAAUCUAAAAUUUCCAAGAGUCAGUAUGGCUUGCCAGGAUCAUCCAAACUUGAGAGUGUAUUUCCAACAAUGCCUAGUGGGAGGGGCAGUGGCUUUUAGCAGUGUUUAGCCCCUGUGACUUUAAAACAUGUUUGUGUACCUUAUAGUUUUUAUCACAAGAUAGUGCCAGGGAGAAAUGCAAGAUUCACACGAAACUCAAUUUUCAGGUUGGUUCUUAAAUAGUAUUUGAUGAUUUAAAUCAGUGUGAGUGUUUGUGAUGUAACAGGUGCUGUGACUAUUAUUACUCAAUAAUUCAGAUGUCUGAGUGGUCCUAGGUCAGUUCCCAGAACUCGCCGUCUUGUUAAAGCCAACAGGGACGAUUAAAAAUGCCGUCGGUGAACUAGGAGUGUAGACCAGCUGGUGGAGUGUCUGCGUAGCAUGCACGAGGCCUGGGUUCAAUCCCCAGCACCUCACUUUUAAGAAUGGGCUUGGUGGCACACCCCUGAUUCCAACAUUUAGGAGGCAGAGGCAGAAGGAUAAGUUCAGGGUUAUCACUGGCUACACAGAGAGUUUGAACUCAGCCUGGGCUACAGGAGACCCUGUCUCAAGAAAACGUCAGUGAGAAGGUAGACUCUGGAUCUUAUUUUUGUCCCGGUCAUUUGUGAAAAGAUACGUAUGAUGCAUUAAAAAGUGUCCCCUCA